CGUCGAGGUCAUCCAGGAAGAGAGUUGUCGAGAGUGGGAAACGUUGUGCCAACGUCAGUUGUGUGUGAGGGGUUUCUCCACAGUUUCUUUUUGUCUACGAGGUCAACGCCGGCAGCGAAACAAUAACAGGCGUCGACAAAACAAGACAAAGCUCCAGUAAAGGGCUCUGAACAUGGCUCUGAACAAGUCCAUGCAUCCUAGGAACCGGUACAAAGACCGACCACCGGACUUCGCCUACCUGGCCUCCAAGUACCCUGACUUCCUGCUGCAUGUGCACACCAGCCUCUCGGGACGACCCGUUGUGAAUUUCAAAGAGCCGGAGGCGGUCCGAGCGCUGACCUGCACCCUGCUAAAGGAAGACUUUGGUUUGACCAUCGAGAUCCCUCUGGAGCGCCUCAUACCCACUGUCCCCCUGCGCCUCAACUACAUCCACUGGGUGGAGGACCUAAUCGACGGCCAGAAGCAGCUACGCAGGGGCAUCGACAUCGGCACUGGGGCGUCGUGUAUUUACCCCUUGCUGGGAGCCACAAUGAACGGCUGGUAUUUUCUCGCCACAGAGGUGGACGACAUCUGUUUUGACUACGCAACGAAAAACGUGGAACAGAACAAUCUGUCUGACCUCAUCAAAGUUGUCAAAGUUCCCCAGAAAACUUUACUGAUGGACGCCUUGAAAGAAGAGACCGAGAUCAUAUACGACUUUUGCAUGUGCAACCCUCCGUUCUUUGCGAACCAGCUAGAAGCAAAGGGGGUCAACUCCAGGAACUCGCGGCGACCUCCUCCCAGUUCAGUGAACACAGGCGGGGUGACGGAGAUCAUGGCGGAAGGCGGGGAACUGGAGUUUGUCAAGAGGAUCAUCCACGACAGUCUGCAGCUCAAGAAACGCCUGCGGUGGUACAGCUGCAUGUUGGGGAAGAAAUGCAGCCUGGCACCUUUGAAAGAAGAGCUGAGGAAACAAAGGGUGCCUAAAGUGACGCACACAGAGUUCUGCCAGGGACGGACCAUGCGGUGGGCGCUGGCCUGGAGUUUCUACGAUGAUGUCAUUGUUCCGUCUCCGCCCAGUAAGAAACGUAAACUGGAGAAGUCGCGGAAGCCCCUGUCGUUCACACUUCCAGAGGCCGGACUGAAGGAGCUGCAGGUCAAAGCCCUAGCAAUCGGCUGCACAGGCUGCAGCCCCGUAGACAAGAUCGCUGCUCUGUUGGAGAGGACACUCACUGACUUGAGGGUGCUGCACAAGCGUAUCCCCUGCGGUGAGGGGGAGCAGAGUCUCUUUCUGACAGCUGUGGAGAACACUUGGAUCCACGGUCGACAGAAGCGCCGUGAACAGACUCGUCAGUUGCGAGAGCUUCCCAGAGCGGCGACCAGCUCUCUAACUCAUGUGGUUUCACCUGCCGCUGCCAUCACAACCCCGCCCUCCCAGAACCAACCUGCUUCCACACAAAUCAGCCGCAAGACUCAGGGUGAUCACGCUCACGAUGAAACCACGUCUCCACAGGAGCCGGCAGAACAGCAGCUGGAAGAGAAGACUGGCAGUGGCUCCUCGUCAAACGUGACGAGUACAGAUGAAAUAUGGAACAUGGCCGGAAAACAAAAAGGAGACUCAAAAGAUCUAAGCAGUGAAGAUGUGGACUUGGAGUCUACAGGCCCAGAGGAAACGCCUGCCGUGGAUGGGGAAGCGGCAUCAAAGCAACCCCCGAGCCCUGGUGCCGUCAAACGCUUCCUGUUCAAGUGUAUGCUCAACAUGAAGCUGGACGGACACGAUGUGCUGAUCGAGAUGCACUGGGUCGAGGGUCACAGCAAAGAUCUGAUGAACCAACUGUGCACUUACCUGAAAAACACGCUUUUAAAGUCUAUCGCAAAGUCCUGAAUGAUCAUUUAGAAAAUAAUUAUGAAACGUCGAGUAAAAUUUCACAAACACUAUUUGAGUUUCCUCCAGUAAAGAAUCACAAUGACAUGCCCUUUGUUCAUUUGAGAUUUUCUAGAUUUUAGUUAACCUUUUCAGGUAGUAUAUACUGUACAUUGGUAUUUUGUCCAACAUUGGAAAUAAAUGUAAGUUUUAAAUUUUUAUACUCAAGUCUAGUAUUUCUGUGAUGAUGCAGUGUCUUUAAAUGACCACAAGAGGACAGUGUUUGUGUUUCUUCUAUAUGGGAGAAAUCCCAUCUUCAUCUGUUGUGAAGAUUAAAUCCUUUAAUUGCUGCGUGAAGACAUCA
Messenger RNA from Scophthalmus maximus (turbot), 2207 nucleotides. It is a transcript of the gene mettl16, whose product is annotated as methyltransferase 16, N6-methyladenosin. The transcript has 10 exons. The record is from RefSeq and is a predicted model, not a curated record. The coding region runs from base 173 to 1864 and encodes 563 amino acids. Gene Ontology annotation, biological process: rRNA base methylation. Gene Ontology annotation, cellular component: nucleus. NCBI's taxonomy places the organism in Eukaryota, Metazoa, Chordata, Actinopteri, Pleuronectiformes, Scophthalmidae. Gene Ontology annotation, molecular function: 23S rRNA (adenine(1618)-N(6))-methyltransferase activity.